AUGUCCCCAGAAAUAGGCUGUGAGAUAAAGACCCUGAGGGUGCUUUCACCUAUCCCACCACUCGACAUUUCGGCUAAGCGAAGCACCCAGGCUCCCUUUGCAGCCAUCAGAAAGACUUUCAGCUCCUCUUCUGCCGUUAUGCCUGUCAACCAAAGCAGCUUCAGCUCCAUGUCCACGUCUCGCAGCAGCGGUGGAGGUGUGGGACGGAUCAGUGGUGGCUUUGGCAGCAGGAGCCUCCACAACCUAGGGGCGAGCAAGAGGAUUUCCAUGAGUGGAGGGUAUUGUUCUGCUAGAAUGGGACACAGUUAUGGGUCAGGUCAUGGUGGGGUGGCAUAUAGAGUUGGUGGAGCUGGGUUUGGAGAAGGAUGUGGCCCUGGACGUAUUCACGAGGUCACGGUCAACCAACACCUCUUGGUACCUCUUAACUUGGAGAUUGACCCCACCAUGCAGAGAGUGCGGCAGGAGGAGAAGGAUCAGAUCAAAUCCCUCAACAACAAAUUCGCCUCCUUCAUCGACAAGGUGCGGUUCCUGGAGCAACAAAAUAAAGUACUGGAGACCAAAUGGAGCCUCCUGAGAGACCAAAAAAUUGUGAAAAGCAACCUUGAACCUAUGUUUGAUGCGUACAUCAGCAACAUGAGGAGGCAGCUCGACACCCUGGGAGGGGACAGGCUGCGGCUCAGCUCAGAGCUGAAGGCGAUGCAGGAUGCUGUUGAAGACUUCAAGAUCAGGUACGAAGAGGAGAUCAACAAGCGCACCACUGCAGAGAACGACUUCGUUUUGCUCAAGAAGGAUGCAGAUGCUGCCUACGUGAACAAGGUGGACCUAGGGACCAAGGUGGAUGUGUUGAACGAGGAGAUUAGCUUCCUGCGAGCCCUCUACGAAGCAGAGCUGUCUCAGAUGCAGACCCAGAUCUCUGACACCUCCGUGGUCUUGUCCAUGGACAACAACCGAAACCUGGACCUGGACAGCAUCAUCGCGGAGGUCAAAGCCCAGUACGAGGACAUCGCCAACCGGAGCCGGGCAGAGGCUGAGGCUUGGUACCAGAGCAAGUAUGAGGAGCUGCAGCUCACGGCUGGCCAGCACGGGGACGACCUCCACAACACCAAGAUGCAGAUUUCGGAGAUGAACCGCACAAUCCAGUGGCUCCACUCGGAAAUUGACUGCGUAAAGAAACAGUGUGCCAGUUUGUAGACGGCCAUUGUGGAUGCUGAGCAGCGUGGGGAGAUGGCCCUCAAGGAUGCCAAGGCCAAGCUGGCCGAGCUGGAAGAUGCUCUGCAGAAAGCCAAGGCUGACCUGGCCCGGCAGCUCCGCGAGUAUCAGGAGCUGAUGAACAUCAAGCUGGCCCUGGACAUCGAGAUCGCGACCUACAGGAAGCUGCUGGAGGGCGAGGAGAGUAGGCUCUCUGGAGAAGGCGUUGGUGCAGUGAAUAUUUCUGUGGUCUCAUCCGGGAGCAGCUACGGAGGUGGGAACAUGCUAGGACCAGGCUUUAGCAACAGGCUUGGCGCGGGGGGAAUUGGCGUCAGCUCCGGCAACGGGAGCUGCCUGGCUGGGAGAUUCAGCUCCAACAUGGGAAGCAGCUCAAGUUAUGAGGAACCAAGAGAAACCACCGGCAAACACCACAGCAGCUUGCGUAACGCAAAGAACGAAAUCAUGAAGCUGAAUCGGGCAACUCCGUGGAAACUCCAAAGCCCAG
Molecule: messenger RNA, 1693 nt
Organism: Apaloderma vittatum (bar-tailed trogon)
Lineage: Eukaryota; Metazoa; Chordata; Aves; Trogoniformes; Trogonidae
Product: keratin, type II cytoskeletal cochleal-like
Exons: 12
Biological process (GO): keratinization; intermediate filament organization
Cellular component (GO): keratin filament
Molecular function (GO): structural constituent of skin epidermis
Source: RefSeq, a predicted model, not a curated record